Molecule: messenger RNA, 5976 nt
Organism: Scomber scombrus (Atlantic mackerel)
Lineage: Eukaryota; Metazoa; Chordata; Actinopteri; Scombriformes; Scombridae
Product: zinc finger and BTB domain-containing protein 5
Exons: 4
Coding region: 465-2627 (720 amino acids)
Biological process (GO): regulation of transcription by RNA polymerase II
Cellular component (GO): nucleus
Molecular function (GO): DNA-binding transcription factor activity, RNA polymerase II-specific; protein binding; RNA polymerase II cis-regulatory region sequence-specific DNA binding
Source: RefSeq, a predicted model, not a curated record
CGUCUGAAGGGGGUCAAUUAUUAGAAUUAACAGCACAUGAACGUUGCUCCGGAAUAUUUUAACAGUCUGUAUCUGUUUUAUCAACGCUUUUUCAUCGUUAAUUUAUUUUUUUGGGGGGGAUGAAACUGAUAGUUUGCUCCGCUGUUGGAGACAAAGUUACCGAUUGUGAAGACCCAUCACUCGCUGCUUUUUCGCCCCCACAGCCCACAGACUGACCCCCGGGGGGACGUGGAGCAUAGCUGCGGAAAUGUUAGCAAACGAUAGCCACAUUUGAUGGAAGAAAGCAACUUUGAUUUUAGACAGGCGGUCCGUCCAGGUGACCGUAUGCGACUGCUUCUGUUCACCAGCUAAGAAGCAAUUUGCUGGUCUGUAGCCAGCUAACUUUAGCCUUGUCAGCGUGUGGCCUGCGCUGCUUCUUCUUACCUGCGCUUUCGGUGGACACCCCCCCCAUCAAAGUAAGGGCCAUGGACUUCCCGGGCCACUUUGAGCAGAUCUUCCAGCAGCUAAACUAUCAGCGUGUCCACGGUCAGCUGUGUGACUGCGUAAUCGUGGUCGGCAGCCGACACUUCAAGGCCCACCGCUCAGUGCUGGCAGCCUGCAGCACCCACUUCAGAGCCCUGUUCACCGUCGCUGAGGGAGAUGCCAGCAUGAAUAUGAUCCAGCUGGACAGCGAGGUGGUGACGGCUGAAGCUUUUGCUGCUCUGGUGGACAUGAUGUACACCUCAACACUGAUGCUGGGGGAGAGCAAUGUGAUGGACAUCCUCCUUGCAGCCUCACACCUGCACCUCAACAAUGUAGUGAAAGCCUGUAAACACUAUCUGACCACUCGCACACUGCCUAUGUCCCCCUCAUCUGACAGAUUAACCCACCACCACCCACAGCAAGAGCAGCAGAGGCACAGGCAGCAGCAGCAGGUAGCAGAGUUAACAGUGAACCCUACUCUAGCUGCUAACGCCAAUCUUGCAACAAACUCUGCUACGUCGAAGUUGCAGCGCUCCUUCAUGCUGCAGCAGCUGGGGCUCAGCUUGGUGAGCUCUGCUUUAGGUGGAAUGGAGGAGGAUGUGGUGGGAAAUGUCAUUGGCAGUAGGACGGUGGAGCAAAGAGCCUCCUUCCCUAUCCGACGCUUCCAUAAACGGAAGCCUUCUCUGGCACUGGGCCUAUCAGAGGAGAGACCAAGGCAGAGGCAGCGCCCCUCUGCUCCUAACCUCGGGUUGUUAGGAGAAGACAGAGUGAAUGCAGAGCGAGAAGAAGGGGCGCUACUCUCCCCGGACUCCCACAAGAUGGAUGCUGCAAUUACUGGCCGAGUAGGUGUGUCCCAAGAUGACCCUCAAAUGCCCAGCCAGUCUGACAGUGGACACUGUGAGGGGGAGGACUUGGGUAGAAUGCAGGGAGGGGUGGGUAAGGAGGAGGACAUGGGAGACAGGGACCACCAGGACAACAGAACAGGGGUGAAGAUGAAAUCAGGAACAGAAGAGGAGGAGGCUGAAGAACAGAAGGUGGUGGUUAAACGAGAGCCGCUCAGCUCACCUGAGCCAACCGAUGAAAUCAGCGACGUGACCUCGCAGGCUGAAGGCAGCGACCCGGCUGAGCCUGGGGGCCAAGAGGAGGAGGAGAAGGUGGAGCUGAGCCCAGAGAGCAGUGACCGCAGCUUCAUCUCUGAAACCCAGCCCAGCUCCCAGCUCCUCCUUAAGAGCAGCAUGGGAGGAGGCAGUGGAGUCGGGGGAAGUUUUGGGUGUAAUAACGGAUUGAACAGCAAAUCCGGUUUCAAUAUUUCUAGCUUCCUUGGUACUAAGGAUUUUGGAAGUGGCGAUGCAGGGUUGAUUGGUGGGGAAGAUGAUCUCCCUAACACAACAACUGGCGACACAGUCGCACAUCACUUUGUGCUGAGACAGGAAGCUGCUGAGCCGCAGAGCUCUGCCUCUUCCUCUCUUCUGCAGUCAGGUCCGCACAGUGGCGAGAGUCGCAACAGUUUUGGAGAUAACCUUCAGGCUGAUUCUCUGUUUCUUCGCCCCCUGCAUGAGGGUUUGGGGAACCCCAGAGGAAGUGGGGGAAGUGGAGGGGUUGAUCCAUUUGGUUUGGACUUCCAGCACUCUAGUCUGGGGCUGCACUCACUGGGGCGACCCUCACGAGGAACUGGAGGAGCCCCUGCCACCACUCUGGGUUAUCCAGGCUACAGACGUAUUGCUCCAAAAAUGACUGGCAGCAUGGGGGCAGAAGAAGGAGUAGCUGGUGUUCUCCAGGAUGCUUCCUCUCCCUCAUCAAGCCUGGCAAGUCCCCUGCUCCUCAACGAGAGUGGUGGGUAUGAGAUGAAUAGUGGCAGGCCCACCUCCCUCCCCCCUCACCUCACCCGAGCUUCAGCAGACGUCCUGUCUAAGUGCAAGAAGGCUCUGUCGGAGCAUAAUGUCUUGGUGGUCGAGGGAGCUCGGAAAUAUGCCUGUAAAAUCUGUUGCAAAACCUUCCUCACACUGACAGACUGCAAGAAACACAUCCGCGUUCACACAGGAGAAAAGCCCUACGCGUGUCUCAAGUGUGGAAAGCGCUUCAGUCAGUCCUCCCAUCUGUACAAGCAUUCCAAGACCACCUGUCUGCGUUGGCAGAACAGUAACAUGUCCAACGCCCUGUUGUAGGACCAACAGCAGAGAAGGGAUAUACAGGAUCAGAGAUAGGCUGAAUCCAAUUACUAAAAUUAUCACAUUUUUUGAUUUUUCUGAAGUUGUGUCAGAGCAGCUGUUCAGUCCAAAUGAAUCAGUCCUGAUCACAUACCAAAGACAGGCAGGAUAAUGUAAUCAUACACUUACUAUCAUAUACACACCAUCAAGUCAAUCAAAGUUUGCAUUUAACAAGAUUUUGGAGAUGUAGGACAAAAACGCCUCAUUUAUUAUUACUAUGGUUUCAUUAUAGAGUAGUAUACAGAUGUACACUGUAUACUCUCCUUUAAUUUCAAGUGGUAUUAUGAGGACUUUCCAGUAGUGUCAGUACAUGUUGCCCAUAGGUUUUAAACAGUGAACAGGUCCAGUUGAGGUUCGAUUUUUAAAGCUGCCACACUGUUGGCUGUAUUGUGUUUUUAACAAGUGAAGUGACAUUUACAUCUGAGGUAUAUAUAGUCUUCGGUUAUAGAAGCGAAUUUGUGUCAGUCAUUGUAACACUCCAGUGUAUGAGUGUUUGCAGAUAAUGGCAGCUGCAGAUAACAUGUAAAAUAUUGUGCUUAUAUGUAGAUUUUUUAUUGCACAUUUGGAAAACUUGUAGGAGCAUUUCACAUCAGACCGUAGAUUCAUCCUAACUGUGCAUACUGGCUGUGCCUUCUUCUGUACAAGGGAAGUGAAAUAUAUAAAGUAAUUCAGAUAUGGAUGCCAGAUACAUUGCCUCUAAAAAGUGCAGUCUCUAUCCUGUGAGACAGGCCUAGCUAAAGCUGAAAUUAGUAACUUUCAGCAAGAGCAUCUAGUGUUGCAGUUACAAUGUGAUGAAAUGGCCAGGUGGCAUACAUGUGAUUCUUAUAUUUACUGAAGUAAAAAAAAUUAAAAAUUAGAGGCAUUGCUAACCACGACAGGAGCAACCCAAAAAAAGCAGAUAUCCAUGCAUAUUCGACCACUUAAACAACUACAGUCAAAUUGUUGUGAGGUAUUUGACCUCUUUAGUUGCCUUUCAGUCCAACCACCUAUGAAUUAUCAUCAUUGAUUGUAUUGCUAAGCUCAGUUAGAGUUGAAAAUAUGUAAGAUAAUUCAGUUUGCACUGAUGGGGCCCUCUCUCACUUCAUGUGAGUAUGGGAAUUAAUGUCUUGAUACAUUUAUACCUGUAGUUUGUAAGAACAAGUAUUGGAUACAUAGGAAACGUUGAAUUGUGCUUUGAUUAUUUCGCCCAAUUAGUGUUUGCCAGGCAGAGCUGCUAAGUUGUAUUGUAUAAGGAAAUGAGUCAAUUUGCACCAGUCUUUGAAUUAACAGCAGAAAAAAAAUCUGCAUUGACUUGGCCUUGACGUCUCUCUUUGAAAUAACUGAUGUUGGUAUAACAUGACAGUUUAAUGCCAUGUGACACAACAUCUUCACAGGAAAAUGCAUCGUAAAUGCACCUUAUUACGUUUCAUGAUGUGCAAAAAAGUUGCAAUUUGUUUAGAUUUUUAUGUGUAGAAGAUAUGGCGUUAAAGCGACUUGUCAAUGUUUACUGACUGGGAAAAAAAGUUCAGCUGUGGCCAACAAGUUUACUAACUGUCUGUAUACUGUGUGUGUGUGUGUGUGUGUGUGUGUGUGUGUGUGUGUGUGUGUGUGUGUGUGUGUGUUCAUUUGUUUGAUUAAAGGGCAAUGAAGUCAUCUAUUUAUCCAUAAUUUAGAAUAUAUUAUUGUGGUCAGCUGUGGUUGUCUGUUGUUAUUUGGACAGAUUGAAAAAAAUACAACAUCUUUCCCUGUACAGUGAUUGUUCUAUUCUUUAUUGACAAUCAAUAAUAAGACCUUUGAAAGAAAGGACAAUUGAGUUGUGCUGAGUGGCAGGAAACUGUCCACAGCUUGUUGUGAUUCAUUGUGUGUUACAAAGUGCUUUUUUUUCUCUUGGAGACAUGACAAAACAACUCAUGAAGAAGAAAUAAACAUUGUGUAAAAUGUUGCUACUGUACUUGAUACGAGUGCUUUAUACAUGUGUUAUACAUCUAAUGUUGCAUCUGUUACAAAAGCACUUAGACAAUUCAUUCUUUUGUAUAACCAAUAUGUUUACUUGAACGUUAAACUAUGUGAAAACAUUGCUGCAUUACAAUUAUCCAAUUCUACCAGCUCGCAUGCCAGCAGUUUUAGCAUUUUUGUUCCUCUCAGCAGAUGAAUCAUUGACUGAAUUCUUUCUGUGAAUUAUUUUUAAGUAGUUCUGCAAGGCUCAUAAAAAAACAAACAUGCUGAGAAGGAAACCACAUUUGCAGUGUAUAGGGGAAAAACCCCAGUGAAUCCAACAUAUGAGGGAAUUUUACAUCAGCCUAGUUUGAGAUGCCUGACUUACUGCAGGAUGUAAAAAAGAGCAGCUUCAAUGGUAGACAGUUGAUUAAUUGAAAUCAGCAUUCAUGCAGUUCUGUCCCCUAACAAUAACACUGUAAAUACAUGUUUGUCUUUUGUAUACUUUAAUUGCUUGCUGUAUUGUGUCACCUAACACUGUCAAUGAGAAUCACAUGUUCAUUGCUUACAUAGUACUUAUUGUACUGUAGAGUCAUUACACUGUUAGUCAGUACAAAAUGAUUUAUUUGACGCAUAUGUUAGAGGAUAUUCUUGACGUUUUACUUCAUUGAAGAAUAAUUGCCUUGUAAGAUGUUCUCCCUGUAAAUAUAAGCUAAAGUAAAGUCGUUAAAGCUCAGCAACUGAUGGUUAAACCUCAAAUCUGACUUCUGUUCCCCUAUGUUGCCUACUCUCAUUCAGCUUCCUGUCUCAUUGUGGAGCUGUGGUAUCCUUUUGAGAAAUAUGGAGUUGUGGAGGUGAUGAUGCAAAAGGAGAGAUGUAAUCCUCCGAAAGUAGCUUCCCUGUCUCGCACAUAAAGAAUUAUUAUGGUGCUGUCUUCUAAUAAUGUGCAUAAACAAUUCAUGUGAAUAUCUGAAAAAUGCACUGUAUUACCCCUGAAAAGUAUGUAGAAGGCCUAAAUUGAUGAUUAAAGUCACUGCCUUACGCCUUGUAGCUUGAAAAGCGGAGCUUUUGGUGAUAUAAUGCCAAAACUGAAAGAUUUGUAUGUUGUUUUCUUUCUUGUAUAACUAACAUAUUGUAACCAGAGGACUAAAUGUUUGUCUCUUUACUGUUGAAGGCUAUGAAGAUUGUAUAGUAUGUUCAGUUGUUGUAUAGACUGAUUAAAAAGACAAUGAAGCUCAGUAUUAUUGCUGGUGACAUUUUUUUAUGCGGUAGCAUAGCGAUUAAUCAAGUAUAAGACAGAAUUGAAUAUUGUUGUUUAAGUUGAGUUGACUGAAGAGUCAGAAAUAAAGGAAAAGAGGAAACAUACAUUUUUUAAACAAGAAGUUUUAUCUCA